AUGGCUGUCACUAACUCCUCCAAAAGUUGGCGACUAUCCGAUGACAACGAGCCCUGUUUCCUAGCAGGAUUCCAACAUUCGGCGCCCUAUACUACGAUUAAAAAGGGAAAGUUCAAGGGGUUAAUUGACAGCAGGCCGCUGCGCUGUCGAUACCAUUCUGUUGAUCGCAAUUUUUGUGUUUGUGGGUCUCUACCAUUAGUCUCUAGUCCGCUGCGCAAAUGCUCUCCAUCUUUUCCCGAGAACGUUUUCGGGCAGAUAGAAAGCGUAAGCUUACGCCCAUCCUCCUCCUCGAGCUCUUCGAGUUCUUCCAGCUCCUUCCCAUCACUGACACUUUCGUAUUUCACCAAAGUUGGGCGCCCUAGACAGUGGAGUUACAAAAAGUCUCACAUAGGGAAGGAGAAUGAAAUCAGCGAGAAAAAUAUCUCCUAUACGGACCACAAGGCUUCGAGUCUGUCAAAAACGACGUCCGGCAAAUCACAAACUAAGAACAUAUCUGAGCUCAUGGAUUCACUCAACACUGACACAUCCACCGCUCUGGACGGAUCACCAAUUGGCGAAGGGAAUAUCAUCAAGUUUGUUUCGGGAUCAGACAACAUGUUCAACAAAAAGCUGAUGAGUUUGCUCCAUAAAGAUAAGGAGAUGAUCCACGAAGGCCUCGAAAGGAAUAGCCACAGCUCUGCGCCAAGCACACCCAAUCUUCCUAAACAGCCAAACACUUAUUCGAAUAUAUCGUUUCAAACCGAAACUAAGGAGGGCGGUCUUGACAAACUUCGUUGUCGUCCUUGUGGAAAGAAGAACAAAAUACUCUUGAACUAG
Ogataea haglerorum is the source of this 816-nucleotide messenger RNA. RefSeq lists its product as uncharacterized. Lineage: Eukaryota; Fungi; Ascomycota; Pichiomycetes; Pichiales; Pichiaceae. The transcript has a single exon. Bases 1 to 816 code for a protein of 271 amino acids. The record is from RefSeq and is a predicted model, not a curated record.